Messenger RNA from Trichomycterus rosablanca, 4841 nucleotides. It is a transcript of the gene prdm15, whose product is annotated as PR domain containing 15. The coding region runs from base 76 to 3306 and encodes 1076 amino acids. The record is from RefSeq and is a predicted model, not a curated record. Gene Ontology annotation, molecular function: DNA-binding transcription factor activity, RNA polymerase II-specific; protein binding; RNA polymerase II cis-regulatory region sequence-specific DNA binding. The transcript has 25 exons. Gene Ontology annotation, biological process: regulation of DNA-templated transcription. NCBI's taxonomy places the organism in Eukaryota, Metazoa, Chordata, Actinopteri, Siluriformes, Trichomycteridae.
GAUUGUAAACCCGGAGUCAGGAUUCAGAUCACCGUGCAGCGAUUAUAAACAGCAGAAUCUCCUGGUGAAACUAAGAUGGCUGAGCAAACACAGGAUGAUUAUAUCUGGUGUGAGGAGUGUGCUCAGUACCAUAACUCCGAGUGUCCUGAACUGGGUCCAGUCGUUACCGUCCGGGAUUCGUUUGUGUUGAGUCGAGCGCGCUCGUCUCUGCCCAGCAGUCUGGAGAUCAGGGUGGUGAGAGGAAAAACAGAGGGGGUGUUCGUCCUCCAGAAACUGGUUAAGAGGACACGCUUCGGUCCAUUCGAGGCUAAACAUGUUCAACAGCUCAGCGCAGACACGCCCUUUCCUUUAAAGAUCUUCCACGGCGAUGGUACUGUGGUGUGUCUGGACACGUCGAACGAGGACGACUGUAACUGGAUGAUGCUGGUCCGACCCGCGACCGAUCAUAAGCACCAAAACCUGACGGCGUAUCAGCAGGAUGACGAGCUCUACUUCAACACCUCACAGGACGUGUUACCCGGGGCGGAGCUGAGGGUUUGGUACGGAGCGUUCUACGCUAAGAAGAUGGAGAAACCUGUACUGAAACCUCCCGCCAUUGCUCCGCCAUCAAGAGGGGUCGUAUCUGGAAAGCCAGCGUGCACUCAGGAUAAAAGCGCCACGCCGACACCGCCUGCCAGCAGAGAGACCGAUGGAGAUCAGCAGCUCAGUCCACCUGUGGUUUCCUCACCUGUCCAGCAGGUGGCAGUAGUCGUCUCCUCUCAGACUACCUCUCCACCUGCACCAGCCCGAGCCAAAAAACGGCUGAUCCGACUGCGCAAAAAGAAACGACCCAAACCUGAAAUCAGCAAAGAUCCUCCUGCUCCAGAUGUUCCAGCUGUGGAGGCUGAUGGGGACGACGUUCCCCUCAAACCAGUUAAACCAGUGCGCUGCCACGUCAUGUCGGGGAAGUCUGCUUUAAGGAGGCGGCUGUUGAAGAGUGGGGAUCAUAAGCGAGUGUAUCAGUGUGUUCUGUGUAAUAAAGUGUUUCAGAACAGCAGCAACCUGAACCGACACGUCCGGUCUCACGGUGAUAAGCUGUUUAAAUGUGAUGAAUGUGAUAAGAUGUUCAGCCGUAAGGAAAGUCUAAAACAGCACAUCUCCUACAAACACAGUAAAAACCAGCCGGAUGUGGAGUACAGGUACAAGUGUUCCACCUGUGAGAAGUCAUUCCGGGUGGAAAACGCCCUAAAAUUUCACAACUGCAGGACAGACGAUAAGACGUUUCAGUGUGAGAUCUGCUCCAGGUUCUUCUCCACCAACAGCAACUUAUCCAAACACAAGAAGAAACACGGAGAGAAGCUGUACGCCUGCCAGGUCUGCAACAAGAUGUUCUACCGUAAAGACGUGAUGCAGGACCACCAGAGACGCCACAGCCUGGGCUCGAAAAACAUGAAGAGAGAAGAAAUGGAGAUAAACGGAGAUGAAGGAACUAAAUACAGGAAAGAACCGUCGGCGUGUCCCAUCUGCGGCAAGGUCUUCUCCUGUCGCAGUAACAUGAACAAGCAUCUCCUGACUCACGGGGAUAAGAAAUACACCUGCGAGAUCUGCGGCCGCAAGUUCUUCCGCGUCGACGUGCUGAGGGAUCACAUCCACGUUCACUUCAAGGAUAUCGCUUUAAUGGACGAGCAGGAGCGCGAGAGCUUCAUCAGAAAGAUCGGAAUAUCCAUGGAGGACAGCGAGGGGAACUCUGAUGAGGAGGACGAGAAGGACGACCCCGAGCAUCACAAAUACAGCUGCAAGAAAUGCCAGGUGACGUUCGCUAAAGGCCGCGAUUACCUGAAGCACAUAAUGGAGAUCCAUAAAGAGCGAGGCUACGGCUGUGUGAUCUGCAACCGCCGCUUCGCUCUCAAAGCUACGUACAACGCUCACCUGGUGAUACACCGGGAACAGCUCAUAGACCCCGCCGUGCAGAGGUACAUCCACCCGUGUGAAAUGUGCGGCCGCAUCUUCAACAGCAUCGGAAACCUGGAGAGACACAAGAUCAUCCACACAGGGGUAAAGAGUCACAGUUGUGAUCAGUGUGGAAAGUCAUUUGCGAGGAAGGACAUGCUGAAGGAACAUCUGAGAGUUCAUGACGACAUCAGAGACUACCUGUGUGCUGAGUGUGGGAAAGGUAUGAAGACCAAACACGCCCUGCGCCACCACAUGAAGCUCCACAAGGGCAUCAAAGAGUACGCGUGUAAAGAGUGUAACCGAAAAUUCGCUCAGAAGGUCAACAUGCUCAAACACUACAAGAGACACACGGGUAUAAAGGACUUCAUGUGUGAGCUGUGCGGGAAAACCUUCAGCGAGAGGAACACCAUGGAAACACACAAGCUCAUUCACACAGUGGGGAAGACCUGGUCGUGUUCGGUGUGUGAUAAGAAGUACGUGACGGAGUACAUGCUGCAGAAACACGUCCAGCUCACCCACGAUAAAGUGGAGGCUCAGAGCUGCCACCUGUGUGGAACUAAAGUAUCGACACGAGCCUCCAUGAACCGCCACGUCCGCCGUAAACACCCCGAGGUGGUGGCGGUGAGGAUAGAAGAUUUCGUGGAACUUGAAGCGCCGACGAUCGACGCCUCGUCCAUCGACAUCCAGCAGAGCCCUCUCCCCACAGUGAAACCCCACAGACACUCGGCUCCGGUGAAGAAGAAGCAGAAGCUGCAGGAGUCACUUCUCACUCAUUCAGACGGUUACCGAGAGUUCACCGGGAAAACCGACGACUUCACCACAGCAACAGCAGCAGCGGUGACCACGGCAACGGGGGGAGACGAGACCAACUCGGCCGUGCAGAAUUUACAACAGGUGGUGGUCCUGACAGACCCCAGCGCCCCUCACACCACUUCCACAGUAAAUCUAACCAACAUCAAGUUGACGCCCAUCAGCACGGCGCCACAGUUCACCAGCCUGCAGCCCGUCAGCGUGGAACCCCCUCUGACCCUGGACAGCUCCAUCCUCACCGUCACCUUCGACCCUGUCAGCAGCUCUGGGGUGCAGGAGGGGGGGAGCGCUCAGUCCGUCACUCACUUCGUCAACCUCACGACCCUGGUUAAUCCCAUACCUCAUAACCUGGAGGCCUGGAGACCUAUCGGCGGCACCGCUGAUGCCGGUCAGGUGACCGCAGACACGGCCGGCGCUCAGGACCCCCACGAUCCAGCGGACUCUGAUACGCAGCUUCAGCAGUCGUCAGAGAGCGUGAUCGGGCAGAACCAUCAGAUCCAGCCUCAGGCUUCAGGGCCGACGCCCUCUCCAGCUGCUGCAGCACCCCAGAUGUUCAGCUACUGAGAGAGAACGUGAACAUCAGCGGUGCUCUAACAAACAUCUGAACCUCUGAAGGCAACGACGUCCACAUCCAGUCAAAAGCAAACGUGUUGGGUAGAGCAGCUUUAAUAAACGAGAGAAUAUUAGAAGCUAGGGCUCGCACGAUAUAUCAGUUGGGCAGUAAUAUCAGCGGAUAUCAUGAUUUUUAUAAAUAUAUUGGUACAAUAUAGUGGUGCAAAAAAGUGUUCACUCUUUCACCCAAAAUAAAACGAAUCAGGCCCAGAAUAAACAGCUAAUGUCUCUUUAAAGCUGCAGUAUGUAAAAUGUAUGUUUAAAAUGUAAAAUUGAGUCAGUAAAAACACAAUAAGCUUUUUCUUUAGGACCAAAAUAUUAUCAGGGUCCUGAGAACACAUCCCAACUAAAUUCCUCAACACGUUACAAUCAGUAAACUGUUAAUCUGCUCAUUUUAACAUGUUGUUUUGCUGCUAUGAAUUUUUAAUGUUUAUUUAAGUGCAUAUAUUUCUGGCUGCACUCCUGAACGUUUAUUUUAAUCAUGUUUUGGUCCCCGAAUCCACUUUUAACAGUUCAGACACUGUUUUAGGGACAGGAUUGCAUUUACUCACAAAAACAGAGUCAGGUCACGUCCCGAAUGUGUGUCCCAGUGGAGCAGCUUUGAGAUUCAUACAAAUCCACACAAAAAUUCAUUUUAUUUAAAUCUUUUAUUUAUUACUGCAAAUGUUCUCAUAAUCUGUGUUGAAUGAAGCUAAACCGAAGCUAAACUGAUGCACUAAAGCACCAGUGUUUGUUCAUUUAUACUGUCUUUUGCAACAGUUUUAACACCCCUGCUCAGAUGUAGUAUGCAGUAUAUAUAUAUUUUUUCAUUUUAAAUGAAUAAUGGGGGCAAAUUUGCCAUGUUGUCACACAGUUGCUGCUUAUUUGCUGGAUUUAACAUAUUUAAAAAAAAAAAUAAAGCACAACAUGUGGCGUGUGCAAAAGUCCUGGAAGAUGUAUUAUUCAUGUUCCAUUUCCCCUCACUAUGUUACAUCUAGUAAAUAAAAAACUGUACACACACUAUCACUAAAGUGUCAUAAUGAAGCUUUUCUAGAUGUGGUUACAAGGAAUAGAAUGUGAGCAGGGGUGUGUAAACUUUUGCACAAACCUGUUUAUACCUUCAGUAAGAUAUCAGCUGAUAUUAUGGAUGAUCAGAAUGUGCUGUUUAUUACAUUUGGAUUCGAGUAUCAUUAAUGGAACAGGCUGAACCUGUUCUGGAGAAUAAAGUGUUUGUGCUGCUCACCUCAUGAACUUCUCUGACACAAACCAAAGCUGGAUGGACGUUUAUUUUUGGAAACGCUGAAUCCAGAAAAACUGGCAUGAGUGUAAAUGACAGAUAUAUGAGCGAGGGGGGUGAAAACUGGAAACCACUUCAGAUACUGGAGAUAAAUACUGAACUGUUUGGUAAAAAUGAUGUUUGAAUGAAAUGGAAUGAAUGAAAAAAAUGAGAUUGUGAAUCUUUUAUAAUGAUUUUUUGUAAAAAUCAGCUCGCUUGCUAUUAAACAGGA